AUGCCGUCAGCAACUCCCAUUAACAGUACAGCGGCCGACCCAACAGCAUUCAAAGUCGCCAUCAUCGGUGGUGGGAUUGGAGGCCUCACAACCGCCCUUAGCAUCGCAUUUCAGAACCCAACUCUCCAGCACAUCACCGUCUAUGAACAGGCUCCAGCCUACAAGGAGAUCGGCGCCGGCAUUGGCAUCGGCGUCAACGCUGCCCGCAUCUUGAAGAAACUGGGCGUCUGGGAAGCUGCCAACGCAAUCUCCGGCGAACGCAAUGGCGUGCACCGAAGCUGUCGACGAUAUGACACGGGUGAGGAAAUCGUGGCCGUGGGCGCAAUGGACGAGAACACCGAUGGUGGAGUUAGGCAACUGAGCGUGCACCGUGCAGAGAUUCUGGAUGUCUUGUACCAGGAACUGAGACAGAACUACAAAGGUCGCGUCACGCUCAAGACGGAUAUGAAGGCUACUAAAGUCGAGGACUGUGGUGACGAAGUGACAAUCCAAUUUACAAACGAGACAAACCCAGCGGAGACGGCAAAUCUGGUCAUCGCCUGUGAUGGCAUCCACAGCACCAUUCGAUCACAAUUUGCCCUGGACAAGCCUCGAUACAGUGGCCGCAUCGCCUACCGAGGUCUGCUCCCACUCAGCGCCAUCAGCGCUAAAUGGCCUUAUCCCAGCUACGCGGUGAGCUGGCUGGCCCCGGACAAGCACUUCCUGGUAUUUCCGAUCUCGCAAAACAAGACGCUCAACGUCGUGGCGUUCGUGACCAAGCCGGAGAGUGAGCUUGGAGAUUUGAAGGAGAGCUGGACCAGCAGUGCUCCUCGCGAGGAGCUCGAGCGUGAGUAUGCAGGCUGGGAACCGACCGUCGGAGCGGUAAUUCGCGAGAUGGAAGCUCGCCCGGGUAAAUGGCGCCUCAACGACCGCGAACUGCUCGAGCAGUGGACGUAUCUGAAUGGCAAGGUCGUGUUGGCUGGUGAUGCUGCCCACGCUAUGCUGCCACAUCAAGGCUCCGGCGCCGGCCACGCCAUUGAAGACGCCUACAUCCUCGGUCUCGUCGUCCGGGACUACUUCUCCAAUCCCACUCCAGGCGUAGCCGCAUACACCGCGUUGUAUCAAGCUGUCCGCCGGCCCCGUGCUCAAAAGGCCCAGAUCACCAGCCGCCAGGCGGGUGAUGUGUACGAGAUGCAGGGCAAGGAGUUCGAAGGCAUCACCUCGUACGAGGAUUGUCUACCGAUCGUGCGCGAGAAGCUCGCCGGCCGGAUGAAGUGGGUCUGGGGUCACGAUCUCGAGGCCGACUACCAGAAGGCACGCGAGGAGGCCGGGCUGGCCGCGCAGACUCAGCUGAAAGCACUGCCCAAGGCGAAUGGGACUGUGAAUGGAAUCGUAAACGGGGCGACGAACGGCAAGAUCGGCGCAGCUCAGGCUGGAGUCAGUGUACAGGAAGUCGAGGCAUGA
Messenger RNA from Fonsecaea erecta, 1443 nucleotides. RefSeq lists its product as hypothetical. Gene Ontology annotation, molecular function: FAD binding. NCBI's taxonomy places the organism in Eukaryota, Fungi, Ascomycota, Eurotiomycetes, Chaetothyriales, Herpotrichiellaceae. Gene Ontology annotation, biological process: secondary metabolite biosynthetic process. The transcript is spliced from 3 exons. The record is from RefSeq and is a predicted model, not a curated record. Bases 1 to 1443 code for a protein of 480 amino acids.